CACUUUCUCUGUGUUCAAGUAAACCUGAGAAGCUUCCUGAAACUCGCUCUUUCACUUUCACCAGUUCAGAUCUCUCUUUUGCUGCUUCUCCUUCCCAUUAAUCCUCACCUUACUCCUUGUUGGCGUCUCCAUGGCUUCCUGUCUGAAAAAUGAUCUCUCCUGUAUGGUGUGCAGCAAACUUUAUAGGAAUCCUCAGCUGCUUCCCUGUGGACACAGUUUCUGCCGCUGCUGUCUGGACAAUCUCUGUACCGCCAACUCCACUUACGUCUGCUCUGUUUGUCACUGGUCAACAAGACAGAAACCCGUGGCCAAUCUGGUUCUGAGGAACGCCUGUGAGUCGUACCUGAGGGAGAAAGAGAAGGAGAACAACGAAGAAGUCAGAUGUUCUCAACACGGAGAGAAAAUGAACUUCUUCUGCAAGACGGAUGAAAAAGUCAUUUGUACAGAGUGCAAAACUUACAGCCACAGCUCUCACAGAGUGCAGCCUCUGGCACAAGCCGUACAGCAACACAAGAGACAAGUCAAGGCUGCCCUCCGUCCUGCUGAGAAGGCUUUGGAGUGUCUAUGCCACGGCACUACUGGGCACGCCAAAAUCAACAGAUUUAUUCAGUAUCAGGCCAAGCAGACAGAGAGGAUGAUCAGGAAAGAUUUUGAGAAACUUUAUCAGUUCCUCAGAGAGGAAGAGGAAUACAGGAUUGCAGCACUAAGGGAGGAAGAGGAGAGAAAAACAGAAAACAUGGAAGUGAGGGUAGAACAACAGAUACUGUCUCUCUCGGACAGAGUGAGAUAUGUGGAGGACAAGCUGGAGGACGAUGAUGUGACGUUCUUGCAGAACUUUAAUCCCAUCCUACAGAGAGCUCAGUGCACAGUUCCAGAUCCAGAGCUGGAUUCAGGAACACUGAUUGAUGUAGCCAAACACCUGGGGAACCUGAAAUACAGAGUGUGGGAGAAGAUGAAGGAUGUCUGUUCUCACUAUCCUGUGGUGCUGGACCCAAACACUGCUCCUGCAGACUUAUCCAUUUCAGAUGACCUCAGAUGUGUAGGAAAGUCUAUAAGCAACCGCCCGAGCCCCAUUCCUCAUCACAGAAACCGAAUAGUGCUGGGAUCUGAAGGCUAUAAUGGUGGCUUCCACUGCUGGGACGUUGAGGUUGGAGACAGCAAGCACUGGACCAUCGGAGUCUGUGAAGACACAGCUGCAAGAAGGCCUGUGGAAUCUUUGACACCCAGAAAUGGGUUUUGGGGCCUCAGCUGUGACGGUUAUACCUGCAAGGUCCUGGGCACCACAAACACCUGGCACUGGUGGAAUAAGAUACCCAGAACGGUACGGGUUAAGCUGGGACACCAUCUCAUAUGGAGGACAGUGAGCUUCUUCGAUGCCAGUGAUGGAUCGAUGAUUGCAGGUUCUAUUAAGGUGCCCUCUGUGAAGCUGUUUCCUUUCCUCAUCCCAGGGGAUCAUCCCUCAGUUCUGCGCAUUCAGCAAGAUCAUGUUACUGUUACUGUGCAGGAGAAAUUCAGCUUCUUAGGGAGGUCCAUAGAUGCGGAUGUGAGAACGAUGCCUUUAUAUAUAUAUGUAUUCGUAACUGUGGCAUUUUUCAUAAUAUUGUUGUUUUUUAAUAGUAUUACAAAUAGCUACAAAUAUUGAUUCUAGGACCACUCUACCAAAUUAGUUCAAACUGCCAUUCUACAGUAAAAACAUAAAAAGAAAAAAAUCGGACCCUAAAUAUUCAUAAUUGUUACGAUAUAUUUAAACCCAAAACAUUAAUUGAGUGAGUUAAUAGCUCAAAAGGUGUUUUGAACUCUGACUUUGCAUCAGGUAUGUAGAAUAAUCCUUUGGUAGGUGGUUGGGAGCUAAUUUUGUUGAUGUUAAACACUAAUAGAUGUUAGUAUGUUAACCAUCAUGUACAGUUGUAUGCAAAAGUUUGGGCACCCCUAGUCAAAUUCCAUUUUG
This is a messenger RNA of Colossoma macropomum (tambaqui), 1948 nucleotides long. Its product is annotated as nuclear factor 7, brain-like. NCBI's taxonomy places the organism in Eukaryota, Metazoa, Chordata, Actinopteri, Characiformes, Serrasalmidae. Bases 131 to 1642 code for a protein of 503 amino acids. The record is from RefSeq and is a predicted model, not a curated record. The transcript has 6 exons. Gene Ontology annotation, molecular function: zinc ion binding; protein binding.